AUGCCAAAUACUGUCUUCUUGGUCGCCUCAUUCGUUGGCAGUUUAGUAUUACUAUGGUCAUCCCGUAUUCCACGUUCUAUACUUACUGUUACCAAUGUUGAUAUUCUAGUCGGUUCAAUAGUCUAUUGCAAAAUUCGAUGGUUGUUUGGACGUUGGGGUCUCAACAUGCCAAUUACAUGCGUGUGUUUAGCCAGUAUUGAUCGUUUUCUGAUGACUUCAAGCAAUAUACACUAUCAUCGUUUCAUCACCUUGAAACGAGCUUAUAUUAUUGUGACCAUAUUCAGUAUUGCUUAUUUAGCGAUCUGUAUUCCCGAUGGCAUUUACUAUUCUGGAUAUUUAUGUACAGCAUCAGCCAAUGAUCGAGCUAUAUAUAAACAAUUCAUCACCUAUUUUAAUUUGAUUGUCACCAAUAUUUUAUCAUUGCUUGUUCUUAUCAUUUUUAGUCUACUCACAUGGUACAAUUUUUGGUCAACGAGACAUCAACGACGCAGUCGUCUUCAACAACAGGUUAAUCGGAUGAUGCUCACUGAAUUUACUAUGGUAUGUAUUACCACACUACCUAAUUUUGUAUUCAACAUCUAUCAACAAGCUACUCAAUCAGUAGUUAAAUCUCAAUUAAGAUUAGCACAAGAAAAUCUUUGGACAAAUGGGAGCGUUGCUGUGAGCUUUACAUUGCAUGUGGGAACAUUCUACAUAUAUAUAAUUGUAUCUCGUGCAUACAGACGAAAUGUACGAACAGCUUUAUGCUUUAAAAACCAAAAUCAGGUUACAUCACUACAAUCACAAUUACGAAAUGGUACAACAGCUCAAGCGUUCCGUACCAUAACUGCUCGUCCAUGA
Rotaria sp. Silwood1 is the source of this 840-nucleotide messenger RNA. The record is from the annotation of a GenBank genome assembly. Lineage: Eukaryota; Metazoa; Rotifera; Eurotatoria; Philodinida; Philodinidae.